AUGGAUGAAAGCGAGCUAAUUAAGUUAAUAAAGAACUGCCCUAUCCUGUACGACAAGGACAGUGCACGCAGCGUGAAAAAUGCAGCGCUGAAAGACGCAGCAUGGAAGACCAUAUCCCAGAAGAUUGGCGCCUCAGAGCGAGCCUGCAUCACACGUUGGAAGAGCAUUAGGGACCGCUUUGGAAAGGAGUUUCGUCGAUUCCAGGAAAACCCUGAAGUGCCUACUUACUGGGACAUGUUUCCGCACCUGCUGUUCCUCAAAGACCACUACAAGCACGGCCUGGUCAGGCACGAGAGUCUGGAGGGGAUUAAAUUUCAGCCCAAAGUGAGGAGGAAACGCAACUACAGAUUGUAUGAGGAACAUGAGAAAAAUCCUAAGGCCGAAGAGGAAGACUGCAAAGAUGAUAUACUAAGCGAGCUGAUUGAGCUGGUCAAAAUGCAUCCCGUUCUGUAUGACAAGGACCAGAUACGCAUUUCCAAGAACCUGUCUGCCAAGAAUGAGGCUUGGCGGGAAAUCUCGGAGAGGUUGAAUGUGUCGGAGGAGAUCUGCUUCAAACAUUGGAAGAAGUUGCGCGAACGAUUCGCGCGAGAGUAUCGCAACCAGCAGAUUGAUCAAUCGACGCCCAUUACCUGGAAGCAUUUCAAUGAUCUGCUCUUCUUGGACAAGCAUUUUCGUAAGGGAGUUCCCCUGGUCAUAGAGAAUAUGAAGAAGCGAGGACGCCCACCAAAGGCGAGCAAUCAGACUGGCGUUCCCGACAAGCAAACGACUAGCGUCGGCUUUGUGAAUGGGGAGCAGAUCUGGGGCGCCGACUAUCCCUACAGCACAGAUAAUGAUGAGCAGGAUAACGAUCUCGAGCUGUCCUACGAUGAUCCGGACGAGAUUGAGUUUGCACCAGAACCGGAGCAAACGACUGCCUACGAUUUCAUUCUCCCGGAGACUGCCCCCUCUCAGCAUUUGGCGCCGGAUGUGAGCGUUGAGCUCUUACCCUACAACGAGAGCUUCGACCUGGCUAGGGAGAGUAGUACUGUUGAGGACGUGGGCAUUGCCACAGAGGAUGACACGCCCGCCGCCACAUCUGGCAAUCUGCUCGACCAUGUCAUAUCCAACAUGGAGACUGUCCUUCAGCAGUCACGGGAGCUACAGGCGCAGCUCCAACAGGAGCAGCAACGUCCCCCCGCGAUUAAGAGCCUGUUGGCCAAGGCUCAAAUGCUGCUGGACGGCCUCAGCCCGAAAGAUCGGUCGACUGCAGUGCGACAAAUAGGGCUGUUCGUGCAUCAGUGCCAGAUCAAGGCACUGGCGGGGGAGGAGAUCGAGGAUCUGACUCCUUACCAAGUAUUUAAUUGUUAGGGUGAGUUCGGAAGUUUCUGAGCUUUAGAUUUAAGAGACAAUGCUUACAUUUGCCAAUAUAAAGUUUAAUGGAGAUGUGA
Drosophila persimilis is the source of this 1427-nucleotide messenger RNA. RefSeq lists its product as uncharacterized. Lineage: Eukaryota; Metazoa; Arthropoda; Insecta; Diptera; Drosophilidae. The record is from RefSeq and is a predicted model, not a curated record. Gene Ontology annotation, biological process: regulation of transcription by RNA polymerase II. The transcript is spliced from 2 exons. Gene Ontology annotation, cellular component: transcription regulator complex; nucleus. Bases 1 to 1347 code for a protein of 448 amino acids.